CGAAAUGGCCUCUCCGAAUGAAAGAAUAAGUAAAAGCUCCGCUAGCUAAUGCUACAAGAAAUUAUACCAAGCGAUUAACAUGGGUAUUCCGAUUUUUUAUGUGUUUUCAACAUAUAUUACCUACUGCCAAAAAAAUAAUUCCAUGGAUCAUCCUUUUUUCUGAUAUUUGUUAAACACAGUACUGCGGUUGUAAACGUUGCAGAUGCACCCAACCAAACGAAAAAGUGUUUUCCACCCUGAACAAGGCCCAUUCGUAAAUUUGGUGGUCGUCGUACCAAGCAAAUCUCAUAUGCGGAUGUGAAGGCAGCACCUAAAUAAGCAAAUUUUCCUAGUCCUAUCAAUUUCUGAAAGGGCUCCUUUCCUUCGGUCUGAGAAUUGUAGUUAUAUUUUUUCAGACUGUAUUCGGACAUCGUGGCACUGCUAAAAACAUACAUAUAUGCAUACAUAACACACGUACAUAUAUAUAUAUAUAUGCAAUAAAAUAUUAAAAAGUUGAAGCAAAGAACAUUAAAAAGCAUGAAAAGAGAGGUCGGGUGUAUUAAUAUUUUAUGUCAGAGAAAAAAUCUGUCUAACACUACAUAACCAUUUUAUUCUCAUUCGUACUCUACAUAACCAAAGAAUUAUAUAUAUAUAUAUAUAUAUAUAUAAUAAUAAUAACCGAGCGAUUUAAUCAAAUGAGAAAUGAACAAACAUCGAAUACCUACUUUCGAAUGAUACAAUUACUCUUGUUUUAGUUCAAUUAUAUGAUUAAAAGACUAAGAAGAAACUUGCAUCCAACAAUUCCAAGGAAUCUUCUCACUAAUGAUAGCGCAACUGGAGAAUCCACCAUACGGAAGGGCAUUACAUAACAUCGACCAAUCGAAUACUUCCUUUAGAAAAGUAUGCACCAAUGAGGAGCAAUGUACGAAUAAAAUAGCUUGGCCGAUUUACGCAUGUCAAAUAAAAAUGAGUUUACCUAGGCCGAAGGAGAAGACAACAAUUUUGGACCUGUUAUGAAAGCAUACAAUCAUUUAUACGAAUCUAUAUUUAUCUCGAUUUCCUAGAAGAGACAAAAUGUUGCAUCUAAUCGUUAAGAAGACUUUACCAAAGAAUGUCUCAUUGGUCUACCUUGGAACAUUCAAUGCACAUCGUUCUUUAUGUAAUCAAAAGCAACAAAGUAUAAAUGCAAAUGUACCAGGACUUAGCGAUAAAUGUUACAAACUUCCUACAAAACUGGGACCAGGUGCAUCCAAAGAUAAAGAGUAUAAAAAUCCAGAGUACUUUUGUUAUCACUUAGAUUCAUUCGCAGAAGCGGAAGUGGAAUUAGAAAAAUACAGGUUACCAGCUCCUUCUAACAAAAGACCCUUCAAGCAAUGAAUGAUCAUUUAAAAUCUAUGAAAGAAACAAGUUAUUGUCGAUGGCCGAGGGAAUCGAAGGAAAUAAGCUUAUAGUUAUAUCUUAGAAAUUAGUGUUAUAUAAUGAAAAAAGUAUUUAAUAAAAAAAACUAAAAAAACAAUUAGCAAACGAGGUAUCCUCAGAAAAU
This is a messenger RNA of Vespa velutina, 1522 nucleotides long. RefSeq lists its product as uncharacterized. The record is from RefSeq and is a predicted model, not a curated record. Gene Ontology annotation, cellular component: mitochondrion. Bases 1054 to 1356 code for a protein of 100 amino acids. The transcript is spliced from 3 exons. Lineage: Eukaryota; Metazoa; Arthropoda; Insecta; Hymenoptera; Vespidae.